AUGAGCAAGUUUGCUCGCCUGUCGCAAGCGGCGCAAGGUGCAACAGGAAGUGCCGGCUAUUCUGGCGCGCCUGCUCCAUACUCGCCGCAACCACCCACCACCCAGUAUCCGCAGCCACCGUCAUCACCGUACACACAACCUCCGGUGCCUCCUCGACCAGGCGCAUCGCCUCAGCCAUAUCAGCAACCAUCCUGGCAAGCGCCUCAGCCGCAGCAGACACCAUAUGGACAGCAACUUGGCCCGCCGCCACAGGCAGGAGGAUAUCAAUCACCACAACCACAAGCGGCAUACACCUCGUACCAGUCGCAAUAUCAACAACCUCCAACGGCUGGAUAUGGAUAUGGUGCUCCUCCAGGACAAGGUCAACCUCCCUACCCAAGUGGCCCAGCACAGGGCGGCCCACCACCUCAGCAGUACGGCGGUGCUCCAGGCGGACAAUACGGUGGCGCCCCUGCUGCACCAGUAGGCAAUGUUCAGGCCUACAAAAGUUUACUACAGGCCACAAUUCAAGAGAAGGCACUGCAGAAUUUCUACCCACCGGGUUCCCCAAUUCUUGACCAGAUUGCCAAUCGAGGUGCUCAGCAAGUUGCGCAAUUGGCUCAGACAUGGCGCAUCAAUCCGGAGAUUGCCUCCGACAUUGUCAAGCUGGCCUUGUACGAUGUAAUCUUGUACAUUGACGACAGCGGCAGCAUGCAGUUCGAGGAGAACGGCGAGCGUAUCGACGAUUUGAAACUGAUACUGUCACGUGUCGCAUACGCUGCUUCGUUAUUCGAUGAAGACGGGAUCCAGGUCCGCUUCAUGAAUUCUCCAGAGCAGGGCAACGGCAUUCGCAACGAACAACAAGUCAAUGAGCUGAUUUCUCACACGCGUUUCUCAGGCCUCACCCCAAUGGGUCGAGAAUUGCAAGCCAAGAUUUUAGGACCAUUGGUGCUGGACGCAGCACGACGCGGAACUUUACGCAAACCGGUCUUGGUCAUCACGAUCACGGAUGGGCAACCAACAGGUGAAAACUCAUCUGACGUGGCUAGGAUUAUUAAGGCUGCCUCGGACGAGCUGGCUAGAAACCCUCGAUACGGCAAGGGCGCGUUGGCGUUUCAGUUUGCACAGGUGGGAAAUGACUUGAAAGCCCGCGAGUUCUUGAGCAAGCUCGAUGAGGAACCCGGCAUUGGUGAAAUCAUUGACUGCACAUCCAACUACGAAGUCGAAGCCGACGAAAUGUCCCGGGCAAACCCUCCUGUCCAGUUGACGCCUGAACUUUGGUUGAUCAAGUUGCUUUUGGGCGCGAUCGACUCAUCCUACGACACGAAAGACGAAAAGAGCGCUGCACGACCUCCUCAAGGUGGCUAUGGCGGUCCAGCAGGCGGUUACGGCGCCCCUCCCGGUGCUGGUGGCUACGGCGGCGGAUACCCCCCUCAAGGCGGUUAUGGAGGACAGCAACCGGGUGGAUAUGGCCAGCCACAAGGAGGGUACGGACAAUCACAAGGCGGAUAUGGUCAACAACAAGGUGGUUACGGCAGACCUCCACCAGGUGCUCCUCAGGGAUACCCACCACAGCAAGGCGGCUAUGGUGCACCUCCACCACCUCCGAGAUAUUAG
Messenger RNA from Capronia coronata CBS 617.96, 1596 nucleotides. RefSeq lists its product as uncharacterized. NCBI's taxonomy places the organism in Eukaryota, Fungi, Ascomycota, Eurotiomycetes, Chaetothyriales, Herpotrichiellaceae. The record is from RefSeq and is a predicted model, not a curated record. Bases 1 to 1596 code for a protein of 531 amino acids. The transcript has 3 exons.